GAAAGAUACUGGAUCGUGUUGAAGAAACCCACGGACCCCGAGUCCUCCCUCGCGGACACCUUCAAGAACAUCUUCGACUUCUACAUCUGCGCCGCAUCGGCGGUGGACCUCCCCCGCAAUCCCGUUCAGUUGUUCGCCAAGAGCGAGAAGCAGAUGAAGCCGCUGCUCCUGCUCCUCACUCCCCAGCAGAGGGACCUGGUGAAUCGCUCUUCACCGGUCAUUCUCUUGUCUGGUGCUAGCGGAACGGGGAAGACGAUCGUCUUGAAGAGGAGGGCCAUUGAGUUGGCGAAGAAAGACGAAGUAUUGGUGAUCAAUAUCGCUGGAGGACUCCUGACUGAAGAAUUCCGGCGCGACUUCGAGGGGAAGGAAAAGAUCCAUGUGGUUAACGAGAAAGGGGAGGACCUGGAGGCUGACAUCGACAAGUUGAAGAAGUUCCUGGAGGUGAAAGGGAAAGGCAAGCACGUCCUCAUGGACGAAGUUCCCAUCACAUUGGGCUUUCGGGGAGUUCUCUCGCCAGAGGCUCUUUCCAAACACUGGGAGUGGAUUGUGGGAUCACUAAAGACGCAUGUGCUCUCCGUUACUCUUGCCUUUCGGCCAAAUGAUCAGUCUUAUUCCAGGGAUUUCAACCUCCAGGACGUUAAACCUGCC
This is a messenger RNA of Darwinula stevensoni, 648 nucleotides long. Lineage: Eukaryota; Metazoa; Arthropoda; Ostracoda; Podocopida; Darwinulidae. The record is from the annotation of a GenBank genome assembly.